Molecule: messenger RNA, 1396 nt
Organism: Pyrenophora tritici-repentis Pt-1C-BFP
Lineage: Eukaryota; Fungi; Ascomycota; Dothideomycetes; Pleosporales; Pleosporaceae
Product: AMID mitochondrial oxidoreductase
Cellular component (GO): cytoplasm
Molecular function (GO): electron-transferring-flavoprotein dehydrogenase activity; flavin adenine dinucleotide binding
Source: RefSeq, a predicted model, not a curated record
AUGGCUGAGCAACGCAAUAUUGUUGUUCUCGGCGCAUCGGGCGCUGGGCUUCAAGCCACACACUACAUUCUCAAACACAUCCUACCUGCGCUCAAAGAGAAGAAUGAAGCCAAGUACCAUGUGUACGCCAUCUCGCCAUCUUCAAAGUGGUACUUCAGGGUGGCGUCGCCCCGAGUGGCGGCUUCGACUUCGCGCAUGACGACUGAGCAGAUCAUGUUCGACAUCCCCGACGGCUUCAAGCAGUAUUCCGACGAAGAUUUUACCUUCGUCGAGGCGGCCGCUACCGGUCUCGACACAUCAGCACGGAACGUUUUGUACACCAGUAACAAGGGACAGGAGAAUGAGAUGCUGAGCUAUCAUGCGCUCAUCGUCGCAACAGGCAGCAACACCUACUUCCCAGCCUUUUCGAUGAGCAUGGAUGCUCAAAGCACUCUGGACUCCAUCACCUCGACAAACGACAAGGUCGAAUCGGCGCAGAAGAUUGUAAUUGUCGGUGGCGGCCCUACGGCGGUAGAAUUUGCAGGCGAGGUCGCAGAGCAUCGCAAUGGCAAGCCCGGGUGGUUCAGCAGGGUAGUCCCAAAGACGGAGAUCACCUUGAUCACAGCAGACAAGCAAUUGCUCCCCGGUCUGCGCCCUGCGAUAGCCAAAUCAGCAGAGAAGAAACUCAACGCGCUCGGUGUGGAGGUUGUCUACAACACGCGCGUGACCGACUCGUCACCCACAAAAGAAGGCUGCACAGCUCUUGCACUGGAGAAUGGCCAGCAACUAGAAGCAGACUUAUACGUACCUGCCUUCGGUGUCCAACCAAACUCAUCCUGGAUGCCCAAGGAGCUCCUCAACGAAAAAGGUUACCUCAUCACCAACGACGCGACUCUGCGCGUGGAUUCAGCAGGCCCUCGCGUCUACGCGUUUGGAGACAUUGCUUCCUACUCGCGCAACAACUUCUGGGACAUCAUGAAUGGAUUACCUGUGCUUGCGACUAACCUCAAGCGCGACCUGCUUUCGUACAACCCCAUGCUGCCCGACGAGAAGCCAAAUGGCAAGGAUAGGCUGUACAAGCCCAUUACUAGCGAGUCUAUGGUGGUACCGAUUGGUAGCGGCGGCGGGGUUGGUGCGGUCAUGGGAUGGCGGGUACCUAGUAUGUUUGUCUGGCUGCUUAAAGGACGCGACUACAUGCUGGGGAUGAGUGGACUGCCAACAGUGAAUGGUGCCAAGGUGAAGAAGGAAGUCAAGUGGACGAAGGAGGAGGCUGCUAUCUGAGGCGGGAAUAGAGUUCGGAGUAUUAUUUCUUUUGUUAACGAUGCAUCAUGCCUUGCCUGGGUGUCAUACAGUAAGAUACUUGGCAUACUAGUGUACAGAGGCCACUGUAGUCGCCAGGAACGCCUUGGUGCUUACC